AUGUUGAAACUAAUAGUCUAUAAGUUUUACUGCUUCUGUCAAAUGCACGUUUACCUUCUAUCGAGGGCAGCGUGUUUGCAGCUGCAGAGUCGUCACAGAAGAGCGUGGAUCAUAGACUCUUUCACCAUAGAAGAGGGUCACCCCGGGCCGUUCCCCUAUGAGCUGGGACAGAUCGACAUUGACCGAGCUUACCGCGUUCACUUCGAGCUCUCUGGAGAAGGAGUGGACCAGGAGCCUAAAGGGGUCCUCUCCAUCGACAAGGAGAGCGGCAUCCUCUUUGUGCACAAACCGGUGGACUACGAGGAGAAGGAUCUGCUGACGUUGAAAUUCGAGGCCAAAAAAUCUGACUUGUCUUUAGACACAAAACUAGGCAUUCAGAUCUCGAUAACAGACAUCAACGACAAUCCACCUGUUUUCCAGACGAGUUUGUAUGAAAUAACGACACGAGAGGAGACGACUCAAGGUUCUUUCUUAGUGACGGUUUUGGCCCAUGAUCGAGACAAGAGAGGCUCCCCCAACUCAACAUUUCACUACGAACUCAAGUCUGUGUCUCCACAAACUGAAAACAUACAGUUCUUUAUGGACAAGGACAUGGGACAAAUCUCUUUCAAGGGAUGUUUGGACCACGAGGUGGCUGAUAAGUUUACAUUGUUGGUGGAGGCCAAGGACCACGGUGAUGUGAUCAGUUUGUCCAGUUCAACCACCGUCGUCAUCAACGUCCAGGAUGGAAACAACCACCUGCCGAUCAUCACCGGGCAAACGGGAAGUGGUAAAGUAAAGGAAGGAGAGACUGGGACGUCCCCUCUGAGGAUCCAUGUGACGGACAAGGACACACGGGACAGUCCUGCGUGGAGGGUCAAAUACACCAUCACAGGAGAGGACGCCCAGCACUUUAACAUCGAGACAGACCCAGAGACGAACGACGGCAUUCUCACGGUGCUGACUCCACUCAAUUAUGAAGAGAUGACCACAAAAAAUCUUACCAUCCUGGUGGAGAACGAGGCUCCAUUUUUCCGCUGCACGGUGAAAAACAAAGCGGUCUCUGGUUUAUGGACAGUGGACAUGGUCAGCGGUGAAAAAGCGGCAUCUUUUCACUCACAGACCGUAAACGUCAUCGUCGAAGUUGAAGAUGUUAAUGAUCCGCCGGCGUUCCUCGUCACAGUGAAAGAAGCGAUCGUGGAGGAGAACUCACCUGUGGGCACGUGGGUGGAGAAGGUGACGGCACACGACCCCGACUCCACCCACUCCAGGGAUUUUGUAUACAAAGUUGGAGAUGAUCCCGCCGGGUGGGUGAAGGUCGAUCCCAAAACGGGCGACAUCGUAACCUCUAAAAUAUUUGAUCGUGAAUCCCCCCACGUGGUCAACGGCAUCUACACAGUGCUUAUUCACGCCGUAGACAAAGGAGAUCCACAGAUGACGGGCACAGCUACAGUCAACAUUCACGUCGCAGACCAGAAUGACAACGUCCCACAGCUGGAGACGGACUUUGUGGACGUGUGUGUGUCGGAUGACGUCACCAUGACCAACAUCACGGCUUUUGACUUGGACGAGAAUCCGUUUGGAGGACCUUUUACGUUCGAGCUGCUUGGAGAUGUAAAAAACAAAUGGAAACUCAAUCCGUCUUAUGGUUACAGCGCUGGCCUGGUGGCGGAGUCGGGAGCGUUCGUGGGUCGACACACUGUCAGCGUAAAGAUCUUGGACAUGCAGGGGCAGUUUGGUGUCUACAGCCUUAGUGUGAUCGUUUGCGACUGCUCUCUCGCACCAAACUGUCGAAUCCGUAGAGAAAACGCCAUCGGUGCUUCUUCCGGGGUCGUUGGACUAGUUUUUUUGGCUCUGCUGUUGCUCUUUGCUGGACUGUUGCUGACUCUGUUUGUCACCUGUAAGAAACAGUUCACUCACAUUCAGUUUCCAGUAUCAGAGGGAACAACGCUGGAUUCACACAUGGAAAGUCCAGGGACAGACUGCAAGGUACCUUUAAACGUGAACUCUGGAUCCACUGAUGAACACACCUCAAAACUGCACAACGGAGCCCAGCAUCUUAUUUCAACAAAUAUGUGGAUCAAAUAUUCAGAUGAAGGCAUGGAAGAGCAUCUUUACAAACAGCAGGUGCCCAGAGAAACAUAUUUCAGGCACAGCUCAAACUCAGAAAGUGUGUACAGUGAAGCCUUCCUGGCCCUGCUGCAACGGAGGUUAACUUUGCUCCACGAGACAGAGGACGAGCUGCUGGACUAUGAGCCUCAUUUUUACACAGACGAGGGACACGAGGACACCCCUCCAGACCUGGACAACAUUUCCAUCCCAGAGACGGACUCUUUCCACCAUGUUCUGCACAACCUCAGCCCAGAAUUCAACAGCCUGGCUUCUAUUUGUAGAAAGCAUCCAAAAUAUUAA
Molecule: messenger RNA, 2391 nt
Organism: Periophthalmus magnuspinnatus
Lineage: Eukaryota; Metazoa; Chordata; Actinopteri; Gobiiformes; Gobiidae
Gene: cdh27
Product: cadherin 27
Exons: 16
Coding region: 1-2391 (796 amino acids)
Biological process (GO): multicellular organism development; homophilic cell-cell adhesion; cell morphogenesis
Cellular component (GO): adherens junction; plasma membrane; catenin complex
Molecular function (GO): cadherin binding; calcium ion binding
Source: RefSeq, a predicted model, not a curated record